CUAUUUUUUAAUUCUGUUUUCUUUUUAUCUUUUAUUUGGUAUGUAUGGCUUUCAUGCUUCACUGACAUGCUUUUGAUGAUUGAUUGUUGUGGUGUUUACACCAUUACUUGUUAAAUGGUAAGAUAUUGUGAUGUGAAAUACCUGUGGAUGCUUUUGGGAAAUUUGGGUUCAUUUAUGUGUCUCUUAUUUUGUAAUUUGUGAAACUCUAUUUGGAUGGUUGCGAUAGGUCUGGCUUGGUUGGAUUGGGUGACCUGACCCAGCCCAUUUAAACCCAUAUUGGUGGUCCCGGUGGGGCAGGGUUCAACCCAAGAACAACCCAUUUACUUCAAUGGGCUAUAUUUUUAGGCCAAACCAGACCCACUACCCACUACACCGGAGUUUUGCUAAGACCAGCACGUCUAAUGCUCUGUCCAUGUACACACCAACCACACAGCCAUUGUGGCACACAUAUACAAGAUCCUGACCGUUCAUCAGGUGGACAACAAGGAGUAGAUUCAUGAGCCAAAAAAUCUGGAGGAUUUCAUUUCACGUGGGCCACAUUUUAUAAAACAAAUGAAUGGCAAAAAAUUUCUUUAUUUUUAUUUUCCACUCAGACCAUUUGUUUCAUAAACUGUGGCACACCUGAUGAAUAGACUGCCACGAUUUUUGUGCCAAAAUAUCUUCAAAGACUGGCCCACCUGAUGAACUGCUUUGAUCUUGCCCGUGUCUGCCAUAUUGGCUCAUACACUGUGCAAAUGGGCGAUGGUGUAUACACCUGGGUUGGCUUAGCAAACCUCUUCCACACCCUUUUGGCCGAAACUAUUUGAAAAGAACUAAAGAAUGCUGAUUUAAAUCCUUAUGGAUUAUACCCUGCUUCAUAUAUUGCAUGUGUAUUGAUCAAUUGCAUUACUUACAAGUAGGACUCGAGAGAAAUGUGAUGAAUAAGGGUCCACCUGUACUAUCCAUGGAAGAAAGCUGUGCCAGCUGUGCCAAAGAGAUACAAGAACCUCCUCAGCUCAACAUUGAGCCUGCACUUCAACCACCUAUGCCAGCUGCAGACACUGGAGAUUUGUUGGGCUUGAACGAGAUUAAUCCUGAUACCGCUGUAAUUGAGGAAAGCAACGCAAUGGCUCUUGCCAUAGUACCACCUGCUUUUUCCAAUCCAAAUUACAUGCCAGGAGUUGUGAGUAGAGAAGAAAGGUUCAUUUGGUUUGGGAAUCUCAGUAACAAACCAUGAUGUAGCUCUGUUUCCAAGUCACAAUGUGGCCGUCCAUGUUGAUGUUCAGGUGGUGCUUUUACAAUGACUUUUACUGGCGGUCACAAAACCACAUAUCUUUAAUUUCAGGUUUCAUUUUUUAAAAUGUGCCAGUUCCAUAAAAUAAUGUUUGAUCAUUGCACACAAUUUCAAAAUUUUCUCAGUAAUAUGUUCUUUCAGAUACUUUACACUCUUGAGUGGAGAAUCUUGUAAUUCCCUUGUUUCAAUUAGUAUUUACUAGUAUCUACUUACUGCAAUUUGAAGAUUGGGUCCUGAUUUUUAUUUCUCAUUCUCUCUCUCUUUUCUAGCACAGAUGCUUCUGGGAUCCAAUGUCACAAUAGCUGUUCAGGACCCAUCCUUUCUGGUAAUGUCAUGACACCCAUAACUUUCUUUGGUAGUUCAUAAAACAAACAUAUUACAGCUGAAAUCUGUCUGACACUUAGAAUGAUAUUACAUGAUCUGUUUGUAUGCUUAUUUUCAAAUCAUCAAUGAGCCGCAAAGGCUACUUGCGAGUCUCCCCACAUGUGCUGGGUCCGGGCUGAUCAUAUGGUGAGCCCCACCAUGAAUGUUUUGUGGCCAGAAAAUCAGCUGGUCCAGUGAUCAGGCUGGUCCAGUUAUAUCAACCAUCCAGUUUUUGUACAAGUGUGGCCCUCCCAUUGGCCAAAUUGUCCUUAAUUUCAGGCCACACACAUCUAAGGUGGGCCCCAUGUAAUGAAAUGCAUGGAUCUUACACCUUGGCUCAUGUUGGGAGAGUAAAACUAUUCUUCGCAUUUCCUAGCUUUUCCUCAAAAAAUGAGUAAAACCAUUUAAAAAAGAAAAAGAGAAAAAAAAGAUGCUGCUUUUGCUGUUUAACUGACCAAUUUACUGAAUGCUAAAUAUUAACCGAAAUAGGAUACUACUACCUGUAUGGCUAUUAAGUCGCUUAAAGAACUACCAAAUAUU
Messenger RNA from Magnolia sinica, 2176 nucleotides. RefSeq names its product putative clathrin assembly protein At5g57200. The record is from RefSeq and is a predicted model, not a curated record. The transcript is spliced from 4 exons. Lineage: Eukaryota; Viridiplantae; Streptophyta; Magnoliopsida; Magnoliales; Magnoliaceae. The coding region runs from base 866 to 1216 and encodes 116 amino acids.